CCAUCAACAUGUCCUGUGGAUAAUCCAUAGUACAUAUUUCGAACAAUCGACUCAGAAGCCCUACAGUUUUUUAUGGGGGGAAUUGCGGUAAGAUCAAGAUAUUCCGUGGGUUGAAUGGGAAAUGAUAUUACUGCCAACAAUGGCCUGUCAAAAGUGUGGUAAGGUUGAUGUUUUCUUAUGAUUGAAACGGAGUUGCAGCAAUGCUUAACACAAUUUCAAUGGUGUUGCUCAUACAUAUACGAAUUUCAGUACUGAUAACAACGGGAUUGCCUCUAAGUUACAUGACGACUGCCUCUAGAUCUCGAUAAUGCGCCGACAACGAUGCAUCUCAGAUUUCGACAUUUCAGCAUUCAUUUCAACUCAUAUCUCGUUGACGGAUUUCAAAGCUGUACUCG
Molecule: messenger RNA, 395 nt
Organism: Amoebophrya sp. A25
Lineage: Eukaryota; Dinophyceae; Syndiniales; Amoebophryaceae
Source: the annotation of a GenBank genome assembly